AUGUCGAAUGCAGACGUCCGCCAAUAUGGGGCAAACGUCGGGGUGUCAUACCUCGCUGGCUACAUCUUCCUGUCUUAUGUGGUCAGUGUGAUGGGAUGCACUACCACGUUGGAACUUCUCCAUCGACGGACCUCAAGGGCUGGUUUGUAUAACUGGUAUCUUCUACUCACGUCCUCAAUCACCAUGGGUGGCAUCGGCAUUUGGUGCAUGCAUUUUAUUGGAAACCGAGCGAUUGUGCUGGGCGAUGGGGAACCUAAUAUCCAGAUCCUUUACAGCAUGACCUUCACCGGCGUCUCCUUCGUAUUACCCGUGAUCGUUCUUCUCACAGCCUUCUACGCCAUCGGUGCCAGCGAGAAAGCCGGAUACCUCCGAAUCCUGACGGGCGGCAUACUGACGGGCAGUUCGGUCUGUGGUAUGCAUUAUGUCGGUCAACUUGGUAUUGCCAACUACAGAUGCUCUUAUGCCGCUGGGAAUGUCGCCGGUUCUGCCAUCAUCGCCGUUUUCGCCAGCACAGCCGCGCUUGGUGUUUUCUUCCGAUGGAGAGCGACCUGGACUGAUAGUUGGUGGAGACGAGGGCUAUGUGGAUGUUUUCUUGCUGCUGCCGUCUCGGGCAUGCACUGGACGGCCGCAGUGGGUACGACGUACAAGGAACACGACGAAAGCAUGAGACAUGGUGGGCAGUUAUCUCGAAGCCAGACCGUCAUCAUCUGCUCCGUUCUGGCCUGCGCUGCUUGCGGAGUGUUGUCCGCUUGUGCCAUCGCUGCUGGUGGAAGUCACAGGCGAUCGAGAUCCCGGGCUCAACAGUUGGUUUUGACCUGUGCUUUCUUCGAUCCUGAAGGCCGAGUCAUGGUGACGCCGCACGCCCAUCUCCCUAGUCGGAAGAUCGUCGACCGCUACAUUGGUAGAACAUUCAAUGACGAUGAUCUGACCCGAACCCACCCCGCCUUUCUCUGGGCCUUCCGAGCGAGUAGGAACUGGGGGUUGGUCAAGGAUGUCAUUCCUUUCAUGAGAGGUCGUAUCGAAUCGGACGAGGCGAUGAUGGAACACUACAUUUCCAAGGGCGUUGUCUCCGAUCAGGACACGGAACUGCAGUCCAACUUCGACGAUUUGUUCAAGCGCCACUUCUGCGUGGCUGCCCAGGAUCUUGCCGAUGAAGUCCGACAACCGUUGCCGGCUCUGGGUAUGCUCUACGACGAUGUCUUGGCUACUACUGCCCCGUACUCGCGCUUCUCGCGUGCCAUGGGAUACUCACGGCUGCGGGCCGGCAAGGGUCAGUUGCUGUUCACAGUGCGUCAGCUUAAGAAGCAGGAAGCCACUCGCAUGGCCUCGGCAGGCUUUCGGUUCACCACAAUCGAGAACGUUACUUCGAUCAUGGCUCGCCGCAUGCACGUUCCUACCAGCGCUUUGGGCGGUCAUCUACGCGAUAUGCGCGACUAUGCUACUUCCAGUCGAAACUACGAGCCGGGAGUUCAUCUCAUUUCUUUCGUCAUGCGUCCUACGAUCCAUGAUCACUUCGAGGUUCUCACCGCGAAAGGUAUCGGGAAUCCACUGCCGUCGGUGUCCUUACCGACCAAACGACUUCAAAUCCACCACCUAGAAUUGAUCGCGCAUAUGGAAGGAUGGGCCAUCUCGACGUGCUUAGAUUGGUUGAAAUCUGAUACCGCCCGGUCAUACAAGGAAGUGGACGAGUUCCGCGAGCAAAUGAUCCGAGCGAUGUCAGAGAUGUCCUCUGCCCUUCCCCCCGAUGUCAACGCCGCGUCCAAGUUCUCAGCGCGUCCUCUGAUCGCGCCCUGCCGCAGUCCAAACAUCGCCGACGGACAGAACUGCGUGCUCCUGCCGUUCUGUGUCGUCGGAUCUCUCGACACGCAGGUUUCCAACCCGGAUUUCACCUUCACGCCCCUCCGACUGUUCCGUGUCCAGCAACAAGUGAACGACGGCGUUGCCGACUCCGGUGGGUUCGCCAAGGAGCUCGGCCAGGAACUCUUCUACUCGAAUGUGCGCACCAGCUCGGCCACUGAAUCCGACAUCACCCAGGUCGCGCCCUCCACUAAAUCCACCCGGCGAUUCUGGCAGCGCAAACAACCCGGAUCCGAAGCCCAGAAUGUUUCGCAAGAGUCUCUUGCCGACAAGACCCUGACCCCGGAGAUCAUGGUCCGCCGAGAAGUGAAGGUCGAUGUCGCUAAGCUGGCGGAGCCCACGGUCGAGUCCACAUUGGGACGACAUGCGUCGCAUACAACUGUGGUUGCCGGUGACAUGGCGUCCAACACAUAUGUCGACGAGCUGUACAACCUGUGCUAUUCUCCGGGCGUGCGCCUACGACCGGACUUUUCCCGUCCUUCGACCCGCCCAUCGACCGUUACUUGA
This is a messenger RNA of Aspergillus steynii IBT 23096, 2364 nucleotides long. RefSeq names its product MHYT domain-containing protein. The coding region runs from base 1 to 2364 and encodes 787 amino acids. The record is from RefSeq and is a predicted model, not a curated record. Lineage: Eukaryota; Fungi; Ascomycota; Eurotiomycetes; Eurotiales; Aspergillaceae. The transcript is spliced from 4 exons.